AUGGUCGUCCCAGCCAUCUUCCGCAAGCGCCAUGACAUUGAAGAGAUCACGCCCAUCACGGGCCCCAUGGAGGGCGAGUCCUCCAGCGUCGACAAGUUGCAGCACUUGGCGGCGUUCGAAAAGGCCCACAAGCUGGAUCCCAACAUGCCUCUCGACGAGUUGAACGACGUGGACGCGGCCAUUGCCACGGGCAAUGCCGAGAAGGGCAUCGAGAUUGAGCAUGCGCUCAUGGAGGACAACAGUCCCUAUCCCGAAGUCAGGGCUGUCGUGCGCAACUACGACGUCGAUGUCCCCGCGAACACCAUCCGUGCCUGGGUCAUUGGGCUGAUCUUAUGCACCAUUGGAUCCGGCGUCAACAUGCUCCUCUCGCUACGCAAUCCCAGUGUGGCCAUCACAACCUAUGUCAUUCAGCUGAUUGCCUACCCCAUUGGCCUUGCUUGGGAUCUGGUCAUGCCAGAUCGGGAGUGGGAUGUCUUUGGCUUCAAGUUUAACUUGAAGCCUGGCAAAUUCAAUUUCAAGGAGCACGUGGUCAUCGUUGCCAUGUCAAAUGCAGCCUAUGGCGGCGGGUCUCUUUACGCUACCGACGUCCUGCUGGCUCAGCGCCUGUUUUACGGCCAGGAUUUUGGAUGGGCUUUCCAGAUGCUGUUCGGCAUCACCACGCUCUGCACGGGGUAUGGCCUCGCCGGCCUUGCCCGUCGGUUCUUGGUCUGGCCGGCUGCCAUGAUCUGGCCUGCUGACCUAGUCAACUGCGCUCUCUUCUACACACUUCACGAUCACUCGCGAUCUGACCCGUCCAAGACCAACGGCUGGACGAUUGGGCGAUACAAGCUGUUCCUAAUCAUUGGAUCAGCUGGCUUCAUCUGGUACUGGGUACCCGGCUGGCUCUUCAAGGGAUUGUCAUACUUCACCUGGGUUUGCUGGGUGGCCCCGAACAAUAUUGUCGUCAACAAGCUGUUUGGCGCCCAUUCUGGGUACGGACUGAUGCCCAUCUCCUUCGACUGGACCGUGAUCAGCGGUUUUCUGGGCUCUCCCCUCAUCCCGCCGUUCCAUGCCAUCAUGAACGUCCUGGCUGGCAUUGUUUCGGUCUUCAUCAUUUUGUCCAUGGGCCUUCACUUCAGCGGCACGUGGUACGCAGAUUACCUACCGAUCCAGUCCACCGAGUCGUACGACAACCAGGGACACGUCUACAAUGUCACCCGCAUCCUGGAUGCCAACGGGCACUUCAACGAAACAGCCUACAACGAGUACUCGCCACUGUACCUUCCCACGCAGUUCGCCCUGGCCUAUGGCGUUUCGUUCGCUGCCGUGUCCGCCGUGCUCAUCCAUGUCGGCUUGUACCAUGGCAAGGACUUGUGGAACCAGUUCCGCAUGGCCCGUCACCAGGAGGAUGAUGUUCACAUGCGCUUGAUGAAGAAGUACCGUGAUGCGGAAGAUUGGUGGUACGCUGCCCUCUUUAUCGUCAUGGUUGCCAUCUCUUUCGGCGUUGUGGCAGGAUGGCCAACCGGUUUCCCUGCCUGGGCCUAUGUCAUCUGUAUGCUCAUCCCCAUUGUGUGGCUCAUUCCGAUCGGCCUGAUCCAGGCCAUCACCAACCAGCAGCUCGGUCUGAACGUGCUCACCGAGUUUAUCAUCGGCUACAUGGUACCCGGACGGCCCCUUGCCAUGAUGAUGUUCAAGAACUACGGCUACAUCUGCAUGUCGCAGGCCUUGUACUUUGCGCAGGAUCUCAAGCUUGGCCAUUACAUGAAGGUGCCCCCACGCGUCAUGUUCUCGUCGCAGCUCAUUGCCUCCAUCUGGUCUGCCAUUGUCCAGAUUGCCGUCAUGAACUGGGCGCUGGCCAACAUCCCCGACGUGUGCGACGCAUACCACCCCAACAACUGGACCUGCCCCGGUAGCCGCGUCUUCUUCACGGCCUCCAUCAUCUGGGGAGCCAUCGGCCCGGCACGAAUCUUCAGCAACGGAGCCUUGUAUUCCGCCCUUCAGUGGUUCUGGCUCGUUGGCGCCGUGGCGCCCAUGAUCACCUGGCUCCUCGCCCGUCGCUGGCCCAAGUCGCUCUGGCGCUACGUCAACACGCCUGUCAUCUUCGGAGGUCCUGGCCUGCUCCCUCCUGCCAGUGUUUACAACUACCUCUGCUGGGGUCUGGUGGGCGUGGUGUUCAACUACCACAUCAGGCGCCGCUUUACUGGAUGGUGGCUGCAGUACAACUACAUUGUCUCCGCGGCGCUGGAUUGUGGGCUCAUCAUGUCGACAUUGGUCAUCUUCUUCACGCUGUACAUGACCGAGGUGCCGCAACUGAAUUGGUGGGGCAACGAGGGCGCAACACAGACAGUGGACUUUACGAACAAUGCUGUCAAGUCUGUGCUACCACCAGGCGAAACCUUUGGUCCAUCUGUUUGGCCGUAG
This is a messenger RNA of Emericellopsis atlantica, 2400 nucleotides long. Its product is annotated as OPT oligopeptide transporter protein-domain-containing protein. The transcript is spliced from 3 exons. Gene Ontology annotation, biological process: transmembrane transport. The coding region runs from base 1 to 2400 and encodes 799 amino acids. The record is from RefSeq and is a predicted model, not a curated record. Gene Ontology annotation, molecular function: oligopeptide transmembrane transporter activity. Lineage: Eukaryota; Fungi; Ascomycota; Sordariomycetes; Hypocreales; Bionectriaceae.